Messenger RNA from Drechmeria coniospora, 1500 nucleotides. Its product is annotated as zinc finger domain-containing protein. Lineage: Eukaryota; Fungi; Ascomycota; Sordariomycetes; Hypocreales; Ophiocordycipitaceae. Bases 1 to 1500 code for a protein of 499 amino acids. Gene Ontology annotation, molecular function: zinc ion binding. The record is from RefSeq and is a predicted model, not a curated record. Gene Ontology annotation, cellular component: nucleus. The transcript is spliced from 3 exons.
AUGCACGCAACGAAGCGCAAGUUCAACGCCUUGCUCCAGGGCCUCAGCAGCCCAAGGUCCUCAUCGGAAAUGUUUUCUCCCGACGCCAUCCAUGCCGACACGCGACGCGGCAAUGCCGUCAACCUAUCCCACGACGAGCUCCUCCAAAAACGGCGUCGUCUGGGAUUCCCCGAUUCGACAGCGCCAGCCGCCUACAACCCGUCCCAUACGUCCACCUUGUCCAAUGUCGUCCUGAGACGAUCCACGACUCAGGCUGCUGCCAACAAGAGCAGCGGUACGCUGGCAAAGUACUGCCCCAGCGAUCGGGACGAGCUGUUGAAAAGGCUCGCCACAUUCCAAGAGCUCACCCACUGGACGCCCAAGCCGGACCAAGUCGGUGAAAUUGAGUGGGCGAAACGUGGCUGGGUGUGUCAUGGGAAGGAGACGGUUCGGUGUGUGUUGUGUCACAAGGAGCUUGUUGUCAAGCUAAAUCGCAAGGAGGUGGACGGGAAAGAAGUGCCCGUGCUGGUAUCGUCUGAAAUAGAGGGCACCUUGGCAGACAAGUACGUUGGCCUCAUUGUCGAUUCGCACCAGCAAGAGUGCCUCUGGCGGAAACGGGGAUGUGACGAUUCCUUACUACGUCUAUCCUUUUCAAGCGCUAGAGCUGUGCUCACUGCGUUGCGGCAACGAUAUGACGAACUAUGCUCGAGAUCUGCUUUCCUCCCCUACGAGUUCAACUUGCGGCUCCCAGACAACCUCAAUCUGGAUGGAAUACUGUCCCAGCUGCCACCCACCUUUUUCAACGAAGCUGCCCCGUUCGAAUCGGAGACCUCCCCUGCGUCUGCCGCUCGGCCCGUCAACAGGGCUGCCCUUGCGCUUGCCCUCAUGGGUUGGCAAGGCUUGUCCAAUGCUCGCAUCGGUUCCGUCCCGAACUCGGCAUCAUGCCACACCUGCCUUCGACGGUUGGGGCUUUGGAUGUUUAAGAGCAAGGAGAUUGAUGACAACGGUACGGUGCUCGUCCCGGCACCCAUGGAUCAUCUUGACCCCCUCAAGGAACACCGAUAUUUUUGUCCUUGGAAGAGCGCCCAGGCUCAGACGAGGGACGCCGCGAGCUCCGUGGCCGGUCCCAACUUGGCAGGCUGGAGCACCCUUCUUCAAAUGAUAAAGAAUGAGCAGGGGUUGCGAAAUGUGUACGGGGGUCAAAGCAAACGACUUGGGCGAUUUGUGGCCGAUGAUAAAGGCCCGUCCAGUCCAAGCGCCGGCGUUGCGACGGCAUCGGCGCCCGAGACCCCGGCCGGCCGAGGCAACCCAACCAGUCCGGGCGCGACGGCACAAGAUACAGGCUACCAUAUUGUCGAGGAGGAUGAAAGGGCGCGCGAUGCCAAGGACAAGGAGCGAUGGGCGAGGCUGCGAAAGGUCAAGAGUCUCUUUGAUUCCAAGGGGGUCAGGAAGCUACGGCAUCCCCUCAAGAGACCCGGAACGGGGAAUUCAAGCAACUCGGCCGAUGGCCCCCGAUCCUGA